UGGGGUCCCUCUCUCUCUCCCAAUAUACCAAGCUGGAUGAGAUGCAUUGUGUCUAGUUGUGGUGAGCAGCGCAGCUCUCUCGUGGAAGUAAUCCAGUGCUCGUAUUUUAACAGAAAGAGGAUGAGCAGCUAGGACGAGCAGAGCGCUGGAGCUAACGGGUUACUCGUCCAUUGCAGCAGAUAAAUAUUUUGGCAGCGAGAGGCAGAGAGAGAGAGGGGGGGAGAUUUCAAGCAAAUGGUAACCACAUCCAGCCGCAAAUGGAAGGUAUAAAAAGGCCCUUUUUACGUUAAAAAAAAACACAACUCCCUCCUUCUCCGAUCGGAAUCACCCGCCGACAGGGAGGGGCAAAGACGAAGGGGCAUUCAUCUUAAUAGUUAUUCGGUUCGUGCAGAUUUAUGGAUUAAGAACCAGCCUAUGGAGAUUAUCGUUAUUUACCUAUGCUCAGCCAGUCUCUUUUGCCUUCCUCUCAUUCUUGGGAGCUCCAUUCGUGUCGGUCUAGGAGGCAAUUACUCCAAUCUCUAUGAAAAGAACAUACUGCCCUGCAAGAAGGAUGAACUCCAGUGUGGCAAUGGUCUCUGUCUUCUCAACUGGCUGCGUUGUCACUACCGGAAGAACUGUGCCCGAGAGUACACCUCCAUCAAGUUAAUAUGUUCAAAGCUGCUGACCAACCAGAGUGGAGGGAGCGCGGGAUACCCGCAGUACAACGAGAGCAGCAGCGAUGCCAGCCUGCUAGUAUCGCCCCUGGUGGUGGCCGGCAUCGUCAUUGGCCUGGUCCUCUUCCUCUCCUGCAUGACCAUCAUCGUGGGAAGCUUCCGGAAGGACAGCCGGCUGAGAAACUCCAACGCCAGGAUGGAGGCCCAUUACGCCCCCGACGCCCUCUCAUUCGGAGGCUCCAUCGGAGAGCUGAGGUCAACUUGUAUCGAGGAUUAUGCAGCUGGUUUUGAUUUUGAUUCCUACACUGAGUCGCUCUCACAGGUCAAUGCCAUGUAUCAGGAUUCCCCACCGCACUACGAGGACUGUGUGCGUGACGGAGUGCCGGACAUGUACCUCCCCGAGGAUGACCCUCCUCCCUACUCGCUGACCGACCCCUGGCAAGGUCGUGACCCUACGCCCCAGACCCGCCCCGAGCAGGAGGUUGCUCCCCCGGGUGGCGGGGACUUCUCCUGGGGUCAUCACACCCCCUUGGGCCACCGGCAGGAAGUCCCCUCCGUGUCCUCGGGCUCCCUGGCCCCCCCGUACGAGAGGGUGGUCUUGGGGAGCCGCGAGGUGGCCCUGCCUCUGACGUCGCAGGUCGAGCUGAAGGACCCUCCGGAGGACGGCAGACCCCUCUCACGUGCCAUCGUGUGACACACACUCUCCCUGGGGUGGGAGGGGGGGCAUGGUGGGGGGGGGG
This is a messenger RNA of Leucoraja erinaceus (little skate), 1393 nucleotides long. It is a transcript of the gene bean1, whose product is annotated as brain expressed, associated with NEDD4, 1. The coding region runs from base 415 to 1347 and encodes 310 amino acids. Lineage: Eukaryota; Metazoa; Chordata; Chondrichthyes; Rajiformes; Rajidae. The transcript is spliced from 6 exons. The record is from RefSeq and is a predicted model, not a curated record.